UUUAUUCUUAAAAAAACAGCUUGUUCAACUGACCACAUGGCCCCACCCGCUCAGUCUCAGCCUCACUGGCACUGGCUGCCUCCAUGCAUAAAAACCCCGCUCCCACUGUGCCGCGCCACGGCUUCCUCUCGACGUCAGUCACAAGCGCCUCGCCUCGACAGGUGUCGCCCGCCUCCGGCCAAUGUGACUUGCGGCCGAAGCUGCGCGCGCGCAGGGGGCAGCGAUGGUGGCGAGGUGCGCGCACGCCGACGCCGGCGGGUUCCGGCUCUGGCCGAUCUUCUCGGCCGCCGCGCUGCGGAGGAAGGUUCUUGAGGUCCUGACGUGCGGCGGAGGCGGUGGGAGAGGAGGAGGAGGAGGUUCUUGCCGCGGCAGGACCGCGUACCGGUCGCCGCAGCGGAUGCCGAAACCGAGGCCGCGGUCGGACAGGCUCGCGGAGCUGCUCAGGGCGGAGCCGUCGGAGUGCGGCGGCGACGUCGAGGCCGAGGCGGACGCCGUGGCCAGGAAGGUGGAGGCGCUGGAGGAGCUGAAGGUUGUGGUGGGGGCGCUUCAGGCCAGCAGCAGAGGCGAUCACGGAGGGUGCAUGUCCCAAGUCGAGGCGGCCAUGGCGGUGCGGAGGAAGGCGAAGGACGACGCCGGCGCGAGAGAGAUGCUCGCGAUGCUCGGCGCCAUCCCGCCGCUCGUCGCGGUGCUCGACGAGAGCGACGGCGGGGAGGAGAUCACGGCCGCUGCGAUGUACGCACUGCUCAACUUGGGAAUCGGCAAUGACACGAACAAGUCGGCGAUCGUGCAGGCCGGCGCCGUCCACAAGAUGCUCCGCAUUGCGGAGGGCGGCGCGUCCGGCACACUGACGGAGGCCGUCGUCGCCAACUUCCUCUGCCUCAGCGCGCUCGACGUGAACAAGCCCGUGAUCGGCGCGUCCGGCGCCGUCCCCUUCCUGGUGCGCGCGUUCGAGGGCGCGUCCACGGAGCAGGCGCGGCACGACGCGCUGCGGGCGCUCCUGAACCUCUCCAUCGAGGCGGCCAACGCGCCGCACCUGCUGGCCGCGGGGCUCGCGCCGGCGCUCGUGGCGGCCGUGGGGGACACGUCCGUGACGGACCGCUCGCUCGCCGCGCUUUGCAACCUCGUGACCGCCUGCCCCGAGGGCCGCCACGCGGUGAGCCGCGCCCCCGACGCGGUCUCAUCCCUCGUCGACGUGCUCAACUGGUCGGACGAACCGGGCUGCCAGGAGAAGGCCGCGUACGUGCUGAUGGUCCUGGCGCACCGGAGCUACGGUGACCGCGCGGCCAUGGCUGAGGCCGGCGUCACGUCCGCGCUCCUGGAGCUGACGCUGGUGGGCACGGCGCUCGCGCAGAAGCGCGCGUCCAGGAUCCUAGAGAUCCUCCGCGCCGACAAGGGCAAGCAGGUCGCGGACGCCUCCGGCGUCGUGGCCACGGUGUCGGCGCCGCAGGAGCGCGGGUGCCGGGAGGAGGAUACCGAGGAGGGGGAGCCCGCGGACGCCUGCAUGAGCGUGGAGAAGCGCGCCGUGCGGCAGCUGGUGCAGCAGAGCCUGCACAGCAACAUGCGGCGCAUCGUGCGGCGCGCGCGGCUGCCGCAGGACCUCACGCCGGCGUCGUCGGAGAGCCUCAAGGCGCUCACCGCCUCCUCCACAUCCAAGAGCCUGCCGUUCUGAGACAGAACUCCUCCUAGAGAAACAGAGGCAAGAAAACACAGGUAAAAGCACAAGCCCAUUGCCGUUCCUUCACAGCUAUACCUACGCCAUUUAACUUGAGCAACACUGUGUCUCGUUGAACCAUUAGUUGAUCACUCAACUACCACAUCAACAUUGAUCUUGCAUUUUGUCUGUCAUUGCGGAUCACUGACUGAAUCAUUGCCUCAUGAAGGGUACUACUAAACAAGAAGUCUAAUGAGCCAUGGAAAUUUCCAUUUGUCCCUUCCAAACACAGUUCCACUAAUCAGCCAAACCCAUUUUUGUUUCUUCAAUCUUUGACCACUACACCACCAGCAGUUCACCAAGUCCAACAACCACAAGGAGCCCAAUUUUUGAACUGUCCUAAACCGCAACAAUGGCCAUUUCCCACCUCGGAAACCGGGCCGCAAGAAGGUCAAGAAGCCUUCUUCUCCUUCCUGCGUGCCACGGAAACCGAGCAUCUCCAAGAAGAACGCUAUCACACACGCUAUCUAGUAGUUUUUGGUCGGCCGAAAAAACGCCCUCGAACCCCCGCUAAAAUAGCGCACUCUCCAUCGCCGGCCUCUCUUCUCACGCCAUACCCCAACUGCCGCUCCGCCCGUACGCUCGCGCCACCAUCCGGAUUCCGGAGCCCGAGUUCAUCGUCGCCGGAUUGAGUUCCUAUCCGCCCAAAUCGAGUUCCUAGUCCUCGGAUUGAGCUCGCCCGUCUUAUCCGAACCCCCCCCCCCCCCCCCGAUUCGUCCGAUCCCCCGCGCGAUUUAACGAAUUGGCGGCGAGAUCCGCCCGGCUCCUGCCCCGAUCUGCUCUGAUUCGCCCCCCGCGCCGUCUGAUUUGGUUGGUGCAGGCCUUGUUUUUCCAGCGGAGCGGAGGAGAUGGCGGAUUGAGACGACGGCGGCCAAGUCGGCGGAGAAGGACAAGGGGAAGAAGGGCCCCGUCUCCCGCUCCUCCCGCGCCGGGCUCCAGGUCAGCAGCGGGCUCCCCCCCUUGCGCGCUCUGCUCUCCGUUUCGGCUCGCUUGCUUGGCGCGGGGUGCUAGCAGCGCACAUUAUUAUGUUUGUUCCGGGAGGUUUUGCUCUCUGUCUUCAUUAGGGGUCCUUACAUUCGGGAUGAAAGCAAGCGAUGGUGAAGUAAAUUUGGGGACAUUAGAAAUGAUUACGUAAUUGCAUCAUCAAUCAAGCGUGGGUGUUGAUGAUGCUAGGGAAUUACUUGGAGCAAGCUCUCUGUGAAAACAAUUAUUGUAGUUUGUCCAAAAAAGAAAUUUUGGACCUGCUGUGUGAACAGUUCCUCUUUUUUCCUGCAAUCUUUCUCUAACAUGCAGGAUGACGUAGUGUUUUGGUUUGGUGAUUGAUCCAUCAUGUGUAUAUGCGUUCUGUUGUCAUAUCAUUUUCAAUACCAGCUGAAUCUGUUUGUCAUCA
This is a messenger RNA of Phragmites australis (common reed), 3101 nucleotides long. Its product is annotated as U-box domain-containing protein 7-like. The transcript is spliced from 2 exons. NCBI's taxonomy places the organism in Eukaryota, Viridiplantae, Streptophyta, Magnoliopsida, Poales, Poaceae. The coding region runs from base 224 to 1669 and encodes 481 amino acids. The record is from RefSeq and is a predicted model, not a curated record. Gene Ontology annotation, molecular function: protein binding.